Molecule: messenger RNA, 1173 nt
Organism: Sparassis crispa
Lineage: Eukaryota; Fungi; Basidiomycota; Agaricomycetes; Polyporales; Sparassidaceae
Exons: 5
Coding region: 1-1173 (390 amino acids)
Source: RefSeq, a predicted model, not a curated record
AUGCAGCGAUGGCCAGAACUUCCGGAAGGCUUACAACUGGAUGCGCGCAAGGUUCUCGCCUAUGAGGCGGACGAAUAUAAUCUCUUGCAAGAGAACGUCAUCCGAUUCUACAUGACGAUGUUCAAUAUGGCUCCCGUUCGCACCGAUCCUCAUGUCAAAACCAUCGUUGACGGCUUCCUGCCUCGGCGUGAUGUCCUGGUCUCGUCCUUGAUAAUGUGCGCUGUCCAGCCCGACGAACGUCACGCCGUCAUGGCGAGCUGUGGCGUUAACAAUGCGGACAACCUCGGCAUGCUCUUCAAGAUUUGUCGUGCGACUCCGAAAUGUGCCCGCCAUCUCAAGCGGCUCCGAGCGCAAAUGACGACGGCCAAUAUGGCGCAAUGCCAUGAGGAUGUCGCUGCGCUUCGCCCGCGCCCCAUACUCGGUGGUGCGGCCUAUUUGCGCUCUGACAGCCCCGAGUCUGAGGUGACGAUGCCACCGACGAGCCCCAUGGUUGACACCAGCUUGCCGCCGAGUUCUCCCAUCACAUCACUGGCCUUGCGUCACUGUGGGCGUCCUCCGUUGGACUCUGGCAAUGUCUCGGUGCUUGUGGUGUGCAAGGGAUCAGACAUUCCUCUCGUUAUUCCAGCACGGGGAAUACUUCGCCACGAUUACCUCGAAUUCACCUUCAAGCAGAGUUUUAUCGAGACCAUGCUCGUCGAUGACCACACCGACAAGCAGUACUUGCUACCCGGGGACAUCCCCAUCUACCACGAGAAGGGGAGCACGUGGCGUCCGACCGAAGCUCAGAUCUCUAACAUACAGGCUGCGGUGAGCACGCGUCUCCCUGCGCUCCUGGCUACCAUGGACACGUUCGCGAAGAGCAAUCCCAACACUCCAUCAUCCUCUUCAUCCGGCUCUCGGUAUAUCCCCUCAACUCCUUCGACCAGCGGGAACUCCAAGGCCGGGAGUAGCCUGAGCUCCAGCACGCGCGUGGGCAAGUGCGCGUUAUCACCGAACAUGGAGAUGGAGGGGAGGAGAUCGAAACAGAUGGACAACGGCAAGGUGUGUGAGGUGACAGACUACGAUAUAGAGCUGACGGAUGAUGAGGUGGAGGCGGAGAUUGUGCCUAACGAUGACAUUUCGGGUGAGGUCAUCGAGAUUGUCGAAGGCAAAGAGAUCCACUACAUAAUGUAG